AUGAGUCCUGUGGCUUCAACGAGGUGGUGUCCAACGCCGGAGCAACUGAUGAUCUUGGAAGAGAUGUACCGGAGCGGUAUACGGACUCCGAAUGCGGUUCAGAUUCAACAGAUCACAGCUCACUUGGCGUUCUAUGGCCGGAUCGAGGGUAAAAACGUCUUCUAUUGGUUUCAGAACCAUAAGGCUAGAGAUAGACAGAAGCUGAGGAAGAAGCUAGCCAAGCAACUUCAUCAACAACAACAUCAACUUCAACUCCAACUUCAACAAAUCAAACCAAAACCAAUAUCACCGAUGAUCAUGUCUCAACCAGAUAAUAAUAGUAAUAUCAUUGAUCAUCAUAUUCCUUACCAUCAUCAUCGCCCAUAUGAUCAUAUGUCCUUCACUUGCUGCUCUCACGCUUCUCCCAUGUGUCUUCCUCAUCCGGGAAAUGGAGGAGAAGCUCAAAACAAAGUGAUGAAUGAAUAUUAUUGCACCAAAAGUGGAGCUGAAGAGAUGUUGAUGCAUAAACAAAUCACGGGUCCAAACUCAUCGUACGGUCGAGAUUGGAUGAUGAUGAUGGAUAUGGGCCCACGACUAUCAUAUCCCUCAUCAUCAUCAACAUCAACAUCACCCAUUCCAUGUUGUAACAUGAUGAUGAGCAGUGCAAAGAUACCAUUGAAAACCCUUGAACUUUUCCCAAUCUCAUCCAUCAACUCAAAGCAAGACAGUACCAAACUUUAAAGAAAAGACAACAAAUACAAAAGAGAUUCUGCAGGUGUUUCAUUCAUGUAUCAGUACUGUAU
Messenger RNA from Camelina sativa (false flax), 782 nucleotides. RefSeq names its product WUSCHEL-related homeobox 3-like. The record is from RefSeq and is a predicted model, not a curated record. Gene Ontology annotation, molecular function: DNA binding; DNA-binding transcription factor activity. Lineage: Eukaryota; Viridiplantae; Streptophyta; Magnoliopsida; Brassicales; Brassicaceae. Gene Ontology annotation, biological process: plant organ development.